Molecule: messenger RNA, 5244 nt
Organism: Myxocyprinus asiaticus (Chinese sucker)
Lineage: Eukaryota; Metazoa; Chordata; Actinopteri; Cypriniformes; Catostomidae
Product: methyl-CpG-binding domain protein 5-like
Exons: 11
Coding region: 872-4921 (1349 amino acids)
Cellular component (GO): nucleus; chromocenter
Molecular function (GO): DNA binding; chromatin binding
Source: RefSeq, a predicted model, not a curated record
CAGAGCGAAGCUCCAUCUUUCCAUCUCGAGCGCAGACAGAGCCGCGGAUGUUCAUAUUUUCUGCCGUUUGUUUUUAUUUUUAUCCGCUCAGAGUCGAUGUAAAACUCACCCGAAGCGACUUUUCCUCCGGUAUCAGGCGCCCGGGAGCUUCCAGCGAACAGAAAUGCGGCGUGAGGGAGCUGUUAUGAGGUAGAUCGAGCCGCUGCUGCUGCGCUUCGGCCGCAGCGACACAUUUGAGUGUAAAUCCGCUGAAAGAGUGUUUCCGGCCCGCACACGAGCAGGUGAACAGCAGCUCACUUGGUGUAUCACCAAAGUCUCUAUCAAGUCAGUCCACUCUCGGGAGGAUAUUUCCAGUCAUGCCAGUGCAGCUCCUAUCUACUUGAAUGAGGAAAGACCAAAAUCUCAAAAACGGAAUCAUGAUUUUGCGAGCUCUGCAGCUCAACGGUUUGGAGUGAGAUCUGGUUUAUGAUGAACAUCUACAGAUCUGUUUGAAGAUCAUGUCUUGUGUUCUCCUCUUUAAAGACACGUCACGUGACCCGGAUGGCUCUCUGUGCAUGCUGCGGCUGCAACUGUUUCCAUGCGUUUAGUGUUUGACGUGUUUUCAUGUGCAGCUCAGAAGCACUGUCAGACUCUCUUCAAUGGCUCUGAUUGGUCAGACGCCUGCAGCGACGUUCCUGUCUGCGUUUAGUGGUAAAGUUAUGCGUCCUGCCGGUGGCUGGUCUGUACUGUGAGUCCGGCUCGUGACGCUCCUGGCAUUCAGGACAGUUGUAGUCUUCCCUCUCUGAGUGUCAGUAUGAGACUUUGUGUCGGGACGUCCCUGGCACGAGACUGAGUGCGUGAUCUUGCGAGGAGUUUGCACCGAUCCAGAAACAUGAAUGGCGGAAAAGAACGAGAGGUGGUGGAGGGCAGAGGUCAGCUCGCCCAGGUGCCCAUCGGCUGGCAACGAAAGGUCGAGACCUCAGGGGUCAUUUAUAUCAGUCCAAGCGGAUCAGUGCUUUCCUGCCUUGAGCAGGUGAAGUCUUACCUGUUGACUGACGGCACAUGUAAAUGUGGUCUGGAAUGUCCUCUCAUCCUGCACAAGGUUUUUAACUUUGACCCUGGUGCCGUGGUUAAGCAGAGGACUGCAGAGGAUGUGAAGGCUGAUGAGGAUGUUACGAAGCUUUGCAUCCACAAGAGGAAGCUUAUCGCAGUGGCGACACUGCACAAGAGCAUGGAGCUGCCGCCUUCCUCCCUCACACUCCCCAGUCCUGGUGGAGGCACAAGUGUGACCUCCAUGACCCCUACCACACAGCCUCGAGCAAUAAGGAGUAAAACCCAUGAGGGCCAGGCAGAAUGUAAGGACCCGUUCAAGGCGAUGAUGGCUGUGGGUCAGCGGCACGUUUCUCCGGAUCUGUGCGGCCCGCAUCAGCAGGACGUUUAUCCUGGAUACUCCAGGCAGAGGCUGGGCAGCACGGAGCCGGGGCACAAGUCUCCAUUCCGCAGUGGACAUGGAGUCAUGUUGAGUCCCCCCUCACAACCAUUCGGGGAUGGUCCUCUGUCCCCAAGAACAGACGCUAUUUGCAGUCCGGAUGGGUUUGUGCGUAACAACCCCUGCAGCUUCCCAGGGACCGGCAGUCCCAGCGCUCUCCACGUCAACCGCCGCAUCCCUUUGUCUUCUCCCGGCGUCAUGAUGCACAGCUCGCCUGCCGCACAGUCGUCCUGCGUCAUGGCCGGAAGGACAAACAUGCCUCUUUCCCCCCCAGUCCCCAACAAGAGUCCUGUCAUGAAAAAGCCCCUGUGUAACUACCCACCCAGCAUGGACUCCAGCAGAACUGUGUUUCAUCAUAAAGCUCCACCUGCUCCUGCCCCCCCUCUGCCCCCACCCUGUGCCCUGCAGAAUAAACAGGUGAGUUCUGAGAAAGACCCUCUUGGCAUCCUGGAUCCUAUUCCCAGUAAACCAAUCCCAUCCAAUUUCCAGCCCAACGCCCACUCUCAGGUACCAAUGAUGAAUGUAAACAUCCCCCCCGCCAUCGUCCCUUUGCCAAGCAACCUUCCUUUGCCCACUGUUAAACCAGGGCCCGUUGGCCACGGGGGUCACAUGCAGAGGACUCAGCAUGUUGCAGCCAGCACCAUAUCCCCUUCGCCGGUCACCUCCCCCGUGCAUAUGUCCGGGCCUGUCUUGGGUCGUAUGGAAGCGUCUCCACAGCGAUCGCGCUCCUCGUCCACCUCCUCUGAGCAGGGGGGCUUUGCCAUUCCUCUGUGUGGCAGUAUGAAGGUCCCGCCACGCUCGCCCAGGUCCUCCAUGAGUUCGCCUAGACCCGCUUUGCCUUCCAGCCCAUCUGGUAAGCCGGAAGUUCUUCACCAAUACAAAGAAAUGCCCAACCAGCUGCUUGCUGGGAUGAGUAGCACCCUCAACAGUCAGCACAACCCCAUGUAUCCGCCUGCCUCAGGCAGCAGCGCCCUGCAGAAGGAGCACCCAGGGCUUCUGGGAAUGCCACUGAACCAGAUUCUCAACCAACACAAUGCUGCCUCUUUCCCCGCCAGCAGUCUCCUGUCAGCUGCCGCCAAAGCACAGCUAGCAAAUCAAAACAAACAAGUUGGAUGCGGCGGCAGUGGUGGUGGAUGUACAGGAGGUGUGGUGAGUAGUGGGAGCGGUGUGGGGGCAUCCGCUGGGCUAUCUUGCCCUCUUGGUGGGGCUGAUGCUAACAGGGUCGUUGAAGGGCAUAACACAUUAAACCCCAUGUUGCCGCCCAACCCUGCCUUGAUAAUGCCCAGUGGUGAGGGUCAGAGUGGGCGUGCGGCCCUGCGAGACAAGCUCAUGGCGCAGCAGCGCGACCCUCUGCGCAAACGCAAGCAUCCUCCAAAUGCUGGCAACCAUGAGAACAAUUUUUUUAACAUGCUGAAGCCAGACAUGGCCGGAAUGAGGACGCCCUGCCCUUCAGCCGAGCAGAUCAGAAAAACAUCUCGACUGCCUCCAAACACAUCAAUGGCUCAUUUACUCCAAUCUCUGAGCAACCACAGCUCUAACAUGACCAGAGGCAGAAACACAGGCCUUGCAGGUCCUAGUCGGACGCACUUCGGCGAGGUUGCCGUGCCCACUGGCGCUGCCUCUCAAAAUGUGCGGCUACAACAGCGAUUGCACGGCCAGACAGAAGUGAUGCACGGCCCCAGAGUGGAGUCUGCAGUGCAUGCUGCCCAGAGCCAGUUUCCUAGCAUGAUGAACCAGAUGCAGACUAAUGCCAUAGGGAACUGUGGGCCCAUGAACCAAAGCGGACAAGUUCCUCUCGGAAACCACGUGAUGGGACAUGCGAGUGCUCACUUUCAGCAGCACGGCGAGCCAAACGUCAGCUUCAUGCUGCCCGGAAAUAGUGACGCCUGCUGCCCGCAACCCAUGACUGACACAGGUGACCCUGUAUCUCAGAGCUGCAGCAUAGGUAACGCUCCUCCGAUGGGCGGCAUCAUGACUGCCACAGGGCACGUGUACCAGCAGCAGAUGCAUCCAGCACUACAUGGCGUUCACAGGGUCUACCCAUAUCAAAGACAGGGGCAUUCCUUCUCAACAGCUCCUUAUACAGACAACGUUCCCAACUCCAACAGCUUGCCUUGCCUGUACCAGGAUUAUCAGGGCUGCAUGACUGACAGCGGCCCGCCGGGCAUCACCUCUCAUUCUGGUGACACGGGGAUGUACCGAGAGGCUCCGCAGAAGCUACAGGGUCAGGGCGACAUUUCCAUUGUAGGAGCCACUGGAGGUCAGAGUUCGGCAGAGUCUGUGGAUGCGAUCUACAGAGCGGUGGUGGAUGCCGCAGGCAAAGGCAUGCACGUGACUAUCACCACUGGUGUGAGCAGCAGCACACAGGCGAGCCCUGUCCCUGCGCUCAGUGCCAUGAGUGCCUUCACGGCUUCAAUCGGCCAGCCGCUCAGCCUACCUCAUGCCGUCAAUGCCGUCAUACAUGCCCCGCGCAGCUCUGAGGGGACGGACUCUCUGUCCCAGUCUCAGCGUGUUCGACCGCAACUCCCCAACCACACGCGCAGGAGCUCUGAGCAGGGUAAAAACACACCUAAUGACGUAGAUGCACACCAGUAUUUCCGCUCCCCUAGUGUGGUCACGCCCCGCCCACAGUGGGAUGAGCCCAACCACUCUCACUGGAGAGGGGACGAGUUUCUAGAGUGUUCUACACAGGAACACAGCAGUCCGUGCAGUAGCAAAGGAGAGAGAACAAGCGUCAUGGACACUUCCGUCCAGAUGUGUCCGACGGAGAUGACAACCCAAACCCAUGACCCUUCUGACCCUCAGAUGGAUGAGAGUGGAAGCCUGCGAUUUAACCACCGCAUGCCCGCUGGCAUGAGAGAGCGUCUGGAGCCAACAGAACGAUGCGCUCAACUGAACGGCAUGCUGCCUCGCAGCGGAUAUGGGGAGCCACUCACCGGAGAUGACCAGUCGCCUGGAUCCUCCACUAGCUUGGAGGGGCCGCUGCUGAAAGACUACACCCACUUCAACGGCCAUUUUAACGGACACUGCGCGCCCAGCCCCUCCGACACCAAGAGCCUCAGCAGUGAGGAGGAACUGCGCCAUCCCGACUCGCCUUCAGCCGACCUGCUGCACUACAGGCCCAGGUCCUUCAAUGUGGGUGAACUGGUCUGGCCAAUCAAAGGCUUCCCUUCCUGGCCUAACAAGCUGAUGAGAGAAGAGCAUGGACACAAUCCCAGCAUGCAAAUGUCUGAACAAGCCAAGGUGGAACCCGAGCAGCUGAAGACACUAACACAUGACCUUCAGGCGCUCGACAGAGCCAGCAAAAAACACAGGAAAGCUGGGAAACUGAAUCAUCAUUUAGAAGCAGCGAUUCAUGAGGCGAUGAGUGAACUGGACAAGAUGUCUGGAUCAGUUCAUCAGGAUCGACAGGUCAAACUGCCCAAAACCAAGAGGAGGAAGAUCUCCAGAUAACAACAGAGAUCAGACAGACACCCGUCUCUCUCUCUCUCUCUCCGUCUCUCUCUCAUUGAUCGUGGUGCUACCGAUGGCCCGCCCUCACCAGUGACUGACAGGUGCUGGAUCAGCCAAUUAGAAAAGGGAGCAAAUACAAUCUUGCUGAAGAACUAUUUUUUUCUAGUCUAUGAGGAAGAAAUAUCAAAAAAGGUAAAAAAAAAAAUAAAUAAAAAAAAAUCUGCAUUUAAGGACACGGACAGUCCGAAUAUUUCUGAUAUGUUUUCAGUGUGUAUAUAGACAAAACAGAAAUUUCAUGGGAAAAACAUGGGAAGAAGUGUAAA